CUGUUUCGAUUCCUGCUUCUGGGUUCAAGUUGUGCUAUACUGUCGUGCGUUUUUGUACUUUAAGUUUGACUUUUCCAUAAAACAAGAAGAAGAAAUGAGUGGUACUAAUAACGAAUGGAGAUCCGCAGCAGUCAGUACAGGGACCACUAUAAUUGCCGUGCGCUAUGAUGGAGGGGUUGUGAUUGGAUCGGACUCGCGAGCCUCGAUGGGAGGCGAGUAUGUGUCCUCGAGGGUGAUCAACAAAGUGGUUCAGGUCCACGACAAGAUAUUCUGCUGCAUGUCGGGGUCUCUGGCCGACGCCCAGGCUGUCACCAACGCCGUCAUCCACAAGCUCAACUUCCACAGCAUGCAGAUGGGAGAGCCCCCCCUGGUGCAGUCCGCGGCCUCCGUCAUGCGCCAGUUCUGCUACGACCACCGGGAGGAGCUGAGCGCCGGCUUCAUCGUGGCGGGCUGGGACCGCAAGAGGGGGCCUCAGGUGUUUGAGGUGUCUCUGGGCGGUAUGGUCGUAGAGCAGGAGUUCACGGUCGGCGGUUCGGGAAGCACGUACAUUUAUGGAUACGUGGACGCCAAGUUCAAGCCAGGGAUGACCAGGGAGCAGUGUCUCGCAUUCACCACCAACGCCCUCACCUUAGCGAUGGACCGGGACAACGUGAGUGGUGGAGUGGUUCACCUCGCCGUGGUAACGGAGUCAGGUGCCGAGAGACAGCUGAUCCCUGGCAACAAACUGCCGGUCUUCCACCGCAUAUAGUGUCUGUAUCACAACCCCCUGCAAAACAAAAAAAAAACAAUAAAAUCUUUUUUUUUUUUAAGUGUUGCCUCCUGAGCUAAGGCUGGGGAUGUUUGUGAUAUCAUUGGGGUAGUCUGCACCUUUGUUUUAAAAUAAUAAUAAUAUGACACUGGUAAAAUAUAAUGUUUAAAGACACCUUUUGCCUCUUGUGGAAUCGCAAAAGUGAAGUUUGGAUGCUUAUAACUUGUUUAUGCUGCAUCCACUUGUUGGAGGGCACAAGGCAUGUUUUUGUGAUGUUUCAGCAUCAUUUUGCCAGAUAAAAUCAUGAUAGAGGUAAAGAAAUAUAGAGGUUGUUUCCCCUGGGGGAGAUGGACAUGGGAUAUACACUUGUGUUUGUGUGAGUGCAUGCUGAGGUGGUGUGGGUGACAGAGAGCCUGUUUAAUGUUUAAAUUAACCUUCCAAGUCUUUGCCUGAUUGUCCAUAGGUGACAUCAGCCACCAUAUAUAGACAUGGGCAUUACUAAUGAAGUAAUAGACAUGCACAGCUAGUCAGAGGUUUUUCAAUCCCUCCCCCCUAUAAAGCAAGGGGAAACUCUCACAUUUGUGGUAAUGAAAAAAUGCAUAUAAUAACAUAUGCUGGAUUCAACCUAUCAGAAGAUAGCAGUCAUUAAUCUUGAACAUUGAUACACAAUUGACACAGAAUAAAACCAUUAAAACAAA
Anguilla rostrata (American eel) is the source of this 1446-nucleotide messenger RNA. RefSeq names its product proteasome 20S subunit beta 12 (gene psmb12). Gene Ontology annotation, cellular component: proteasome core complex. The coding region runs from base 95 to 748 and encodes 217 amino acids. The transcript is spliced from 6 exons. NCBI's taxonomy places the organism in Eukaryota, Metazoa, Chordata, Actinopteri, Anguilliformes, Anguillidae. The record is from RefSeq and is a predicted model, not a curated record. Gene Ontology annotation, molecular function: threonine-type endopeptidase activity.